This is a messenger RNA of Brachypodium distachyon (stiff brome), 2649 nucleotides long. RefSeq names its product wall-associated receptor kinase 5. Gene Ontology annotation, cellular component: plasma membrane. NCBI's taxonomy places the organism in Eukaryota, Viridiplantae, Streptophyta, Magnoliopsida, Poales, Poaceae. The record is from RefSeq and is a predicted model, not a curated record. Bases 16 to 2487 code for a protein of 823 amino acids. The transcript has 6 exons. Gene Ontology annotation, biological process: protein phosphorylation; cell surface receptor signaling pathway. Gene Ontology annotation, molecular function: polysaccharide binding; ATP binding; protein serine/threonine kinase activity.
GAGGAGGCGAUCGGGAUGCCCAACUGCGACAUCACCUGCGGCGACAAGAAGGUGCCGUACCCGUUCGGCAUGGGCCCUUCCAGGUGCUACUGGCCAGGCUUCAAGCUCACCUGCGACCACCGCACGGCCGGUAAAAAAAGCAAGACCCCGCGGCUGCUGCUCGGCAACGGCACCCUCCAAAUCGAGGAGCUCUACUUGACGUACCCCUUCCUGCGCGUGACACGCACAGCCAGCCACGGCGGCAGCCUCGACGGCAUGCCCUACAAGCUGUGGAGCGGCAAGAACCAGCUCACCCUGACUGGCUGCAACGUCCGGGCGACGCUCAAGAACGGCAACAUCACCAUGGCCAGCUGCUCCUCCGUCUGCGAGACCUACGAGACCACCACGGCGCCCUACAUGCUCACGCGCGACUCGUUGCCGUGCUCCGGCACUCACUGCUGCCAGGCGGAUAUCGUCGUCAACCGCCAGCACCAGGUUCACCUCGGCUACCUCACAUCCUACAAGGUUGAGCUCACAUACUUGAGUUGGAACCGCGCCUCAGACGAGGUGCGGCUCCCCACUCGCGUGUUCCUCGCGGAGAAGGGGUGGUUCGAGCAUGUCUGGCUCGCUACCGACCCGGCACCAGCAGAUCAGGAUGACGAGGCGGCAUUGCAGUUGCAGGUGCCCAUUUGGCUGCAAUGGGAGAUCGUCGGCGACGGCGUAGAGCCGGCUUAUCGCCGCAACAGCACCGAUUACCAGUGCCCCGAGGAAGCAGCUGGCAGAGUCUGCAAGAGCCACCACAGCACCUGCCGCAAGGGUACAAUUGGCUACACUUGCUCCUGUGAUAAAGGUUUCCAGGGCAAUCCCUAUGUCACCCACGGCUGCAGCGGUGGCUGCCGACUUUCCUGCGGGGACAUGUCGGUGCCGUAUCCAUUUGGCGUGGGCCAAGGCCAAGACUGCUAUCUUGAAGGGUUCAAUCUCACGUGCGACGACACAGGCCACGAGCCACCACGUCUGUUCCUCGAUAGCAACAUGGUCACCCAAGUCCUGGAGAUCUCAACCCGGAACAACACCGUGCGCGUGCUUGACACCGGCGUUAGCACUGGCAGAAUCUCGAGUCCAACGGUUGGCACAGUGGCCGAAAUUCAAGGAAUCUUGGACCUCAGCAUCCACGGCCAUGAAGAGGUGCCUUACUCUCUAUCGACACACAACGAGUUAAUCCUUACAGGGUGCAACCUGAUGGCAGAGCUGAGCUGGGCAAGCGACGGGAGCAUCGUCAGCGUCUGCGCCUCCUUCUGCUCCUACAACGACACCAAGCAGGACAAUGGGUGCAACGGCAUGGGCUGCUGCAGGACGCGCAUCUCCCAGUACAGCAACAACGUGCCCUCUCAAUUCAACUACAAAUUGAAAUGGUUCAACAAGGGCGGCGCAUCUUCCGAUGACGACAAAUCUCCGCCUGCCAACAUUCUUAUCGCCAAGGAGGGGUGGUUUAAUCAGGGGCGGAUCUCUAGCACGCUUCCGUCGGAGCCCGUGAACAUUCCCAUUCUUCUGCAGUGGGAACAAGUCUUCCCGUUUGGAUUGUCCACCGGAGGUGUCCGACAGCCUGUGCAAGAGCAAGCACAGCUACUGCAAGCGAGGAAACAGAGGCGGCUAUACCUGCCACUGCAAAAGGGUUACUACGGUAAACCGGACGCCAACCCCUACGUCUCCGACGGAUGCCCAGGUCGCCACAAUUUCUCUACUACAGGAAAGUACAUCAGAAUAGGAGUUGUUAUUGGGGCAGGUGUCAUAUUUUCCCUUUUCACUGCAUCCUCCGUUUCGAAAAAGCUCAAACACCGAAGGGCACAAAUAUUGAAGCGACAGUUCUUUGAGAAUAACCAUGGGCAAUUGUUGCGACAGUUGGUAUCUCAAAGAGCUGAUAUUGCAGAAAAAAUGAUCAUAACCUUGGAAGAGAUAGAGAAGGCCACGAACAAUUUUGAUAAAGCACGUGAGCUUGGUGGUGGAGGGCACAGUACGGUUUACAAAGGGAUCUUAUCUGACCUCCAUGUCGUAGCCAUCAAGAAACCGAAGAUGGUGGUUCAAAAGGAGAUUGACAAGUUUAUUAACGAGGUUGCCAUCCUAUCACAAAUCAACCAUAGAAAUGUGGUAAAGCUCUAUGGUUGUUGCCUUGAAACAGAAGUUCCCCUGUUGGUCUAUGAGUUCAUAUCCAAUGGUGCCCUUUAUGAACAUCUUCACACCGCUGAACCAAGAUCUUUGUCAUGGGAAGAUAGGCUGUGGAUAGCAGUUGAAACAGCUAAAUCUCUAGCCUAUCUUCACUCAACAGCUUCAGUGCCUAUCAUUCAUAGAGAUAUCAAAUCUGUUAACAUACUUUUGGAUGAUACUUUGGCAGCAAAGGUAGCCGACUUUGGAGCUUCAAGGUACGUUCCGGUGGAUAGGUCAGGGGUAACAACAAUGGUGCAAGGUACAAUCGGAUAUCUAGAUCCCAUGUACUUCUUGUUGAACUGUUGACUAGAAACUGUUGAACUGUCAGGGGUAACACACAGCGUCCCACGGAGAAGAGCGAUGUUUACAGUUUUGGAGUCCUUCUUGUUGAACUGUUGACUAGAAAGAAGCCAUUUUCAUACAUGUCGCCUAAAGGUGAUGGCCUCGUUGCACAUUUCGCUGCCUUGU